UGUCAUUUUAGUUUGUGUUCAUUUCCCUCCCUCAUUUCUGACUCUCUGUUUACUCUCUCUGUUUAUUCUCUCUCUGCUUGCUCUCUGUUUCUCUGUAAAGGUUGUGCCUUUGGGUUUGUGACCGUACGGAAAAUGGCGACACCGAGAGAGCACAUAGAACAAAUACGCAUGAAAAAGUUCUCCAUUGGAGGGGAACUCAACCCUUUAUCUGGAGAUCUUCACCAAGCUGUCGAGCAUCUCUCUGCUGAGCUCUAUUCUAAAGAUGUCCACUUUCUCAUGGAACUCAUCCAGAAUGCAGAAGAUAAUCAGUACUUAGAGGGGGUUAAUCCAUCACUUGAGUUUGUCAUAACGUCCCGGGAUAUAACCGGCACAGGGGCUCCUGCCACAUUGCUUGUUUUCAAUAAUGAGAAGGGAUUUUCUCCUACAAACAUAGAGUCUAUUUGCGGUAUUGGACGGUCGACAAAGAAAGGCAACCGGAAUCAGGGCUAUAUUGGGGAGAAAGGAAUUGGCUUCAAGAGCGUGUUUCUGAUCACAGCUCAGCCUUACAUUUUUAGUAAUGGUUAUCAGAUAAGGUUCAGUGAAGAGCCUUGUAUGCAUUGCAAUCUUGGGUACAUUGUUCCUGAAUGGGUUGAGGAAAACCCAACUCCGUCUGACAUAAGACAGAUAUAUGGUUCUGGUUCUGCCCUUCCAACUACAACACUGAUCUUACCUCUAAAGCCUGACAAGGUCAAACCUGUGAAGCAGCAGCUCUCUAAAAUGCACCCUGAAGUUCUCUUAUUCCUUGCAAAGGUUAAGCGGCUCUCGGUUAGGGAAGUUAAUGAGGAUCCAAAGCUCAACACUGUAACCGCGAUAGCAAUAUCAAGUGAGAUUGAUUUUGAGACGCGGAAGAACAUUGAUGCUGAUUCCUACACGCUCCAUCUCUCUGCAGAAGAAAAUGGUAAUGAGUUGGAAACUGAAUGCAGCUAUUAUAUGUGGAAGCAGAAGUUUCCUGUCAAGCAAGACUGCAGAGAUGAGAAGAGAAUGGAGGUAGAUGAGUGGGUGAUCACGCUAGCAUUUCCAUAUGGAGAACGCCUUAAUAGAGGAACAAGCUCACCUGGGAUCUAUGCUUUCCUUCCCACCGAAAUGAUUACAAAUUUGCCUUUCAUAAUUCAGGCAGAUUUUCUUUUAGCAUCAUCAAGAGAAAAUAUUCUAUUGGGUAAGAAGUGGAAUCAAGGAAUUCUGAACUGUGUGCCCUCUGCAUUUAUUAAUGCAUUUCUCUCGCUCGUGAGAACUGUAGAAGAUGGGCCAGUAUCUAGUUUGCCUCCCUUUUUCAGGUUCUUACCUGUCCAGAGCUCUCACUAUUAUGAAUUGAAUGUUGUGAGGGAGUCGAUCAAAGCACAGCUGGUGGAGGAAGAUAUUGUACCAUGUGAGCCGCACAAGGAGCAGAAGUUCUUCCAUAAACCUCGUGAAGUGGGUAGGUUAUUGCCUGCUUUUUGGAAUGUUUUGAGAAAGGCAAGGGAAGUAGGGGCAAGCUUGCCGAAUCUCUCUUCCCAUGGAAAAUAUGUUUUGUGUCAUUCAUUUGACCAAGAGGAGUAUGAUCACAUUCUGAGUUUCCUUGGAGUUGAACCAGUGGAUGAUGAAUGGUAUGCUAAAUGCAUUCAGAGUUCCAAUCUGGUAGUUGGAGUGUCAGAAGAUGUGUACUUGGAACUUCUACUGUUUAUUGCUGAUAAUUGGUGGCCCAAAUUUCUCUGCACCAACAUCAAGAACAUACCACUGAUAAAAUAUGUGGAUCUUGAUGAGGAUGUAUCUUUGUGCAGCUUGAGCUCAAUGCAGACUGGUAAAAAGAAUGUUUGCCUAUCCCGUCAUUCUUGUCAUGUCUCAUGGCUGAUUGACUGGAACAGGGAAUUUAUAUCUGCGGCAAGUCUUCUUUUUAUGCCGAAAGGAACCCAGGAAGCUAUCCAGUCAUGUUCUAACAAGGACAAGUUGGUGAAAUGGCUUGCGGAAGAAAUGAAGGUUGCAGCUGUAAAUGUACAUGAAUAUGCAGUUUGCCUCUAUAAGUCUCAUGGUAUUGAACGGAAACCUGCUAUUGCAUAUGCCCACUUUUUGUAUCAUUCAGUCUGCAAGAGCUAUAUCUCUGAUCUUGAAAUUGUUGAUUUAUGUGGUAAGAUGCCACUCGUGGAUAACUAUGGGGACGUCAUCAGACAAAGGAGAGGAGUUAUUGUCCCUGCCAACGAAAGCAAAUGGGCGGGGUUUACUGAUUCGAAUCUGUGGAAAGAAGACGGCUUUGUUCAGUUAGGAGAAGAUUACAUGAAUCCAGGCCGCUUUGCAGGUCAAAUUACAGAACAGAAGCAGCUCCUUGAGUUCCUCAAAGAUCAUGCUGGAGCUUCGGAUGUCCCUUAUAUUUCUGCUCCCAAUGCCUGUCUUCCAGCUGUAUCUGCAACACUUAGUAUACAAAAGGUAUUCUUGCUUUUGGACUGGAUUCGCCAUCUGAGAUAUCAAAGGGUUCACAUCCCGGAGAAGUUCUUGAAAUGUAUAAAGGAAGGUAGUUGGUUGAAAGUUACUUUGAAGGGAUUUUCUGUGUCCAGGCCACCUUCGGAGUCAUUUGUACUUGCCCCAUCAUGGGGAAACAUUUUGCAGAAUGGAUCCGUUUUUGUUGAUAUCCCAUUGGUUGAUAAGAAUUAUUAUGGUGAGAGAAUUGAUGGUUACAAGGAGGAGCUGAAAACAAUUGGAGUGAUGUUUGAAUUUGGAGAAGCAUGUGAAUUUAUUGGGAAGCAUCUUAUGUCUCUGGCAGCUUCGUCCACUUUAACUAGAGGCAACGUACUUUCGAUACUACAUUUUAUCAAGCUCUUGAGGGACAAAUGUCUUCCCCCAGACGAUUUCAUCCGCAGUAUCAGAAAAGGACAAUGGCUUAAAACAAAAUCUCAUGGUUACAGGUCUCCUGAUGGAUCUGUCUUGUUUGACCAAGAGUGGAUAAUUGCAUCCAAAAUUAGUGACAUUCCCUUCAUUGAUCAGGAGGUAUACGGUGAAGAAAUCCUUGAUUUCAAAACAGAACUUGAGUUGCUUGGUGUGGUUGUCUCGUUCAACAAAUAUUACCAGCUUGUUGUGGACCACCUAAAGUCACCGUCAUGCUUAACUUCUCUGGCACCUGAGGCUGUUCUACUAAUGCUGCAAAUUAUGCACAUUUCAAAUUCAUCCAAUAAGAUUGUCGAAGCACUGAGAGGAAAUAAAUGCCUGAAGACAAAUAAUGGUUACAAGUCUCCAAGUGAAUGUCUCUUGUUUCACCCCGAAUGGGGUUGCCUUCUUCAGGUCUUUAGUGGUGUCCCAUUGAUUGAUCAUAAUUUGUAUGGAGACAUAAUCUUUUCCUUCAGUGAUGAGUUGAGAAGGAUAGGGGUGGUCGUUGAUUUUGAAGAGGCUGCAAAAGUAUUUGCUCACCAUUUCCGGCAGGCUUCCAUCACCAAAGAAAAUGUAGAAUCAUUACUGUCCUGUUACAGAAAGCUGGAGCGAACUCCUUUUAAAUUUCCUGCAGAUCUUAAAAGCUGCAUUUGCAAAGAAAAGUGGCUGCGUACUCGCCUUGGUGAUUAUAGAUCUCCAAGAGAGUGCAUUCUGUUUUGUUCUGACUGGGAAUCUCUCUCUCCCAUAUGCCGUCUCCCUUUUAUUGACGAUUCUGACACUUGUUAUGGCAAGAACAUUCAUGAAUAUAAGCAAGAGCUGAAGAGCUUGGGGGUCGUUGUGGAAUUCAAGGAUGGGGUCAAGUUUGUGCCUUCUUAUCUAUAUCUUCCCAAGAAUCCGAGGAGCAUUUCUCCAGAAAAUGCACUUGCUUUGCUGGACUGCAUACAUAUUUUAUUGGAGGAGAAAGAUAACUCCUUUCCUGAUGUGUUCCCCCAGAAAGUUUCUCAGGCAUGGCUGAAGACUCAUGAUGGUUACAGGCCUCCGAGCAGGUGCUUGUUGUUUGAUUCCAAGUUUGGCGAGUAUCUAACGCAGACUGAUGGCUCUUUCAUUGAUGAAGAAUUUUAUGGUUCUGAAAUUACAAAAUACAGAGAAGAGCUCUCUGCAAUAAAGGUGAUUGUUGAAGUGGACAAAGGAUGUCCCUUGAUUGCCAGCCAGCUUGCUCUUCGUGAUGAAUUGUCCACUUUUGUUCGAGUAUACAGUUACUUGAGUGAGUUUAAGUGGGAGCCGAAUAGCACGGCUGACAAAAGUAUCUGGAUUCCAAUGGGAAAUCAGAAUGGACAGUGGGUUAAUCCAGAAGAGUGUGUUUUGUAUGACAAGGAUGAGCUGUUUGGCUUGCAGUUGACUGUUCUGGAGAAAUACUUUGAGCAUAACCUACUCGGGUUCUUCUCCAGUGCUUACAAGGUAAAGUCCCGUCCAUCAACUGAUGACUACUGCAAGCUCUGGAAGGUGUGGGAAAGUUCUGAAACUGGAUUGUCUCAUGAUCAAUGUUGCAAGUUCUGGGGAAAUGUUGUUUCAAAGAACCGGAAUUUAAAAACAGAGAAAGCACUUCCUGAGGUCUCAGUCAAAGUACCUGAAAAUAAAUCAAAAACAGAGAAAGCUCUUUCUGAGGCCUUGGUGAAAGUACCUGUUACUUCAGGCUCAGAUGAAAUCUUGUUGUUAAACAAGUGCGACGUUUUCCUUCCUGAUGACCUUCAACUUAAGGAUCUUUUUGAAAAAUCUUCUACUCACCCCUUAUUUGUUUGGUACCCUCAGCCAAGCUUGCCUGAGUUGCCUCGGACUACAUUGCUUGAAAUGUAUAGGAAAAUUGGUGUUCGAGCUAUUUCUGAAUCUGUACAGAAGGAAGAACUGUCCCUAGAAAAUGCUGUUGAUCAACAGGUAAUUCCAACGGAGAAAUUGAUCGGGAAAGAGCUGCUCAAGCUGAUUCUUGGUUUUCUAGCUUGCCCUCCCAUUGAAAUGGAAGCAGGGACGAGGCAAAAAGCUGUCCAAGGUCUUCUCAGUCUCACUGUUGUAGAGACAACUGAACCGAUCACUGUAAACUAUAACUUACCAUUGUCUUCUGGGGAGAUUUUGAAUAUCAGAGCAAGCCGCAAGAUAAGAUGGGACAGAGAGAUGUCCAAAUUUUUCACUCAGAAAAUUGACAGGUCUGGGGGACAUAAAAGUAUCGUUGAGUUUGCCACAUAUUUCUCUCAAGUAAUAUCUGAUGGUGUCUUGUGGGAGCACACUGAUCAUAUCCCUGCACUUUCUGAGCUGAUCAAGUUGGCCUUUGUGCUAGAAUUCAAUGAGGAAGCAGUUGAUUUUUUGAUGAAGUCCAAGAAUUUGCAAAUCUUCAUUGAGGAUGAAGAGUUUCUCAAUUCUACCUUCCCUUCUUCCACCUAGGCAUGGUAUGAAACAUUUGCGGUAAUGUUUGGUUUACGUUCUUUAUUUGUUAUCUUUGCAUUAGAAAUUUAUAUAUAGAGGUGGAGAGGAAGGUAAGUCUGUCAAUGUAAUUUGUUUGUAGUAUCAGUCUGUCAAUAUGUGUUGUGAACUUUAUUUGUGUGCUUUUGUUAAUGGGAUUGUCUUAUGAUUCU
Molecule: messenger RNA, 5495 nt
Organism: Prunus mume (Japanese apricot)
Lineage: Eukaryota; Viridiplantae; Streptophyta; Magnoliopsida; Rosales; Rosaceae
Source: RefSeq, a predicted model, not a curated record